Molecule: messenger RNA, 1331 nt
Organism: Rhagoletis zephyria (snowberry fruit fly)
Lineage: Eukaryota; Metazoa; Arthropoda; Insecta; Diptera; Tephritidae
Product: RUN and FYVE domain-containing protein 2-like
Cellular component (GO): cytoplasm
Molecular function (GO): metal ion binding
Source: RefSeq, a predicted model, not a curated record
GUAAAUAAUAUUUGCAUUUUGUCUGUAUUAUCUAAAAAAUAAAUAUAUAACAAAUAAAUUAUUUCAAACUGAAUCUACAAUGUCUGCAUAAUAUGUUCUCUCUAAUAUCUUUAUGCGUUAGGAAUGUGAUGCUUCGCUCAAGCAUAAAACGGAAAUGAUUACAAAGUUAGAGAGUCAAAAAGAAGAUAUGGCCAGCACUAUUACACAGCUGGAGAAAAAAUGGGAUGCCGAUAAAACUAAUUUGGGUGAAGUACUACGAAACACCUCACAAACCUUGGCAACUCAGGUGACUGCGUGUGAUGAGCGCGCCGCUCGUGCCGAAGCCGAAUCUCGCAUAGAACGCGAAUGGCGAAUUUCCUUACAAGAAAAGGAAGUAAAAUUGAAGGAAAAAAUUAGUAAUCUGCAAACUUGUAUUAAGGAGCUCACCGACGACUCGCAGCAACAUACUAAACUGCGUGCUGAACUUGAUAAAAUGCGCACACAAUGGUCGGAGGCACAAACAACACUCGAAGAAUUAGGCAUACAGUUAAGUGUCAGCAAAUUAAAGGUAUCUGAACUCGAAGACCGCGAAAGAAGACAACAACAGCUACGCUCCUCAGACCUAUCGCUACAGUCGCCAUCAGAAGUGGCUAGCGCUGGGAUAUGGGCGCCGGAUUCGAUAGCCACACAUUGCACUUCAUGCAAAAAAGAAUUUGGCUUGACGCGACGGAAACAUCACUGUCGCAGUUGUGGUGACAUUUUUUGCAAUUCAUGCUCGGAGCACACAUUGCCGCUACUCACGGAUCUUGGGCAAUCGGGGAAGCCGGUACGGGUUUGCGACCAAUGCUAUGAGGCGAAAAAAUGAUAAUGUAUAUUAAAUGGUGCUCUCACAAAUUUUUAUUAAUACGUAUUGUAUGUACUAUGUAGUAUGUAGGGGCAUAACUUUGCAAACGAAAAUGUGUACAUACAACAUUGUAUUAAAUGUGUAUUAAAUGUAAACUAUAUGUGUACAUAGCAAUAUAUCGCAAAUUCACUUCAAAGGUGUCACAACUAAAAAUUACCCGUUUGCUAGAAAACGCAAAAAAUGAUUUCAUAGCAUUAUUAGCCAUAUGGGCAAGAGAGACUUAUAAAUUUGCUAGAUAUAGUUUUAAUUACAACAAAAUUUUGCCCCACCUUUUGCUGAAAGCUAUAUAAACGGUCUUUGAACUUUUGUAGCGCAUAAUUUCACAAAUGACAAAUUUUGAGUUGUGUCACCUUUGAAGUGGGUGUGCGAAAUAUAAUCUACUUGUGUUUAUGUAAAAUGCCUUAAUAUCUAUGUAUGAAUGUAUUUAUCCUAACAUUGAUUAGGGGGU